Messenger RNA from Gossypium raimondii (Peruvian cotton), 2627 nucleotides. RefSeq names its product dynamin-like protein ARC5. NCBI's taxonomy places the organism in Eukaryota, Viridiplantae, Streptophyta, Magnoliopsida, Malvales, Malvaceae. The transcript is spliced from 17 exons. Gene Ontology annotation, cellular component: cytoplasm; membrane; microtubule. Bases 163 to 2457 code for a protein of 764 amino acids. The record is from RefSeq and is a predicted model, not a curated record. Gene Ontology annotation, molecular function: GTPase activity; GTP binding; microtubule binding.
CAUCAUCCAGGGGGAUUGCGGUGAAGAUUUGACGAAUAGCGCAUUCAAGUCAUCCAUUUCCGCUAAGCUGAAAGCCAAAAAAAGGUAGUUUCGCUUUCAUUCACCCUACAGUGACUACUGUGAAGCAGAGCUUAGGACUAAGCAAGUAAAAUAGAAACUGAAAUGGAGGAAGAAACACUGAACCCACACUCAACUCUCUACGAGGCCUACAACGAGCUUCACGGUCUAGCUCAAGAGCUAGAAGCUCCCUUCGACGCGCCGGCUGUGUUAGUCGUUGGACACCAAACGGACGGCAAAAGUGCGUUGGUCGAAGCACUCAUGGGCUUCCAAUUCAACCACGUCGGCGGCGGAACAAAGACUCGCCGGCCCAUCACUCUUCAUAUGUCUUACGACCCUCUUUGCGACGUCCCAUUGUGUCAUCUCGUCUCUGACGAUGACCCCACUCUCGCCCACGAAAAGUCUCUCGCCGAUAUUCAGGCCUACAUUGAAGCUGAAAAUAUGAGGUUGGAACGUGAGCCAUGUCAAUUCUCAGCUAAAGAAAUCAUCAUUAAAGUGAAAUACAAACACUGUCCCAAUUUGACUAUUAUUGAUACUCCUGGGCUUAUUGCUCCUGCUCCGGCUCGAAAGAAUCGUGCUUUGCAGAGCCAAGCGCGUGCUGUGGAGUCCAUAGUGAGAAAAAAAAUGCAGCAUAAGGAGUUCAUUAUAUUAUGUCUCGAAGAUUGUAGUGACUGGAGUAAUGCAAUGACAAGAAGAGUUGUAAUGCAAAUUGAUCCAGAGCUUUCAAGAACUGUUGUUGUCUCUACCAAGCUUGAUACCAAGAUUCCUCAGUUUGCACGGUCUUCAGAUGUGGAAGUUUUUCUCUCUCCACCUGCAUGUACACUUGAUGGCUUCAUAUUGGGUGACUCUCCAUUCUUUACAUCAGUGCCUUCAGGAAGAGUUGGUUCCGAGCAUGACUCCGUUUACAGAUCGAAUGAUGAGUUUAAACAGGCAAUAAUAUCUAGAGAGGUGCAAGACAUAGCAUCUUUGGAGGAGAAAUUAGGUCGACAAUUGUCAAAGCAAGAAAGAAGUAGAAUAGGUGUAAGCAAACUUAGGCAUUUUCUAGAAGAAUUGUUACAGAAAAGGUAUAUGGAUAGCGUUCCUUCGAUCAUUCCACUUCUUGAGAAGGAGUACCACAGCACCACAAGAAAGUUGACAGAAAUAAAUAAAGAACUCAGCACUUUGGAUGAAGUGAAAUUGAGGGAAAAAGGAAGAGCUUUUCAUGAUCUAUUCCUAACCAAGUUGUCAUUGCUACUGAAAGGGACAGUUGUUGCACCUCCAGAUAAAUUUGGGGAAACACUAGUAGAUGAGAGAACUAAUGGAGGAGCAUUCGUGGGUGCUGAUGGUCUUCAAUUGCCAUAUAAGAUAAUACCUAAUUCUGGAAUGCGUCUUUAUGGAGGUGCACAAUAUCAUCGUGCCAUGGCUGAAUUCCGCUUUAUUGUGGGAGGGAUAAAAUGCCCACCAAUUACAAGGGAAGAAAUAGUCAAUGCUUGUGGAGUCGAAGAUAUUCAUGAUGGAACAAAUUACUCAAGGACAGCGUGUGUUAUAGCGGUUUCAAAGGCUCGUGACACUUUUGAACCUUUCCUCCAUCAGUUGGGUUGUAGGCUCUUGUACAUUCUGAAGAGAUUACUUCCUAUCUCCAUAUAUCUUAUGCAGAAAGAUGGAGAGUUUUUAAGUGGCCAUGAGGUGUUUCUCAGGCGUGUUGCUACUGCUUUCAACAACUUUGCUGAAUCUACUGAAAGAGCUUGCCGUGAGAAAUGCUUGGAGGAUUUAGUAAGCACAACCCGUUACGUAUCCUGGUCCCUCCACAACAAGAAUCGGGCUGGGCUACGUCAUUUUUUAGACUCAUUUGGUGGAACUGAGCAAUCCAGUGUGGCAGUGAAUUCUGUAUCUCCUGGAAAUUCCCAAGAGUCAUUGCCUGGGUCUGUUGCUGCAGAGAAGCAUGAGACAAAGUCAAGAGCAGAUAUAAAGCAAGUUCCUCUAUCCUCAGGCAUCGAUUCAGGCUCUUCUGCUCAGACAGUAGAAACAAAACUUGCUGACCUUCUAGAUAGCACACUUUGGAACCGGAGACUUGGUCCUUCAUCAGAAAGGAUUGUUUAUGCAUUGGUACAACAGAUAUUUCAUGGCAUAAGAGAGUACUUCUUGGCCUCUGCUGAACUAAAGUUCAACUGCUUUCUUCUAAUGCCAGUUGUGGACAAAUUACCUGCACUUCUCCGGGAAGACCUAGAAUCUGCAUUUUCCGAUGACAUGGAUAAUGUAUUUAACAUCAGCAAUCUGCGACGCUCUUUGGGCCAACAAAAGAGAGAUACAGAGAUUGAUCUCAAAAGGAUUAAUAGGCUCAAAGAGAAAUUCAAGGUAAUACAUCAGCAACUUAGUUCGUGUCAGAAAGUACCAAGUUCAUCACCUGCAUGUGCUGAUUGAUUCAGGUCCAAAUUUGAGAACAUAAUCAAUCACUUAGGUGUGUGCAGGAUAGAAUUGUUUGCUUGAAAAUGACAUGGAUAUCAAUAAUUUUAAUUUCUUUUUAAAUUAAUCAUAUUUUUUACUUGAAAAAUUAAUUACUUGAUUAAUGAAUAUUUUGUCUUUUACUGUUA